Molecule: messenger RNA, 1042 nt
Organism: Medicago truncatula (barrel medic)
Lineage: Eukaryota; Viridiplantae; Streptophyta; Magnoliopsida; Fabales; Fabaceae
Product: calcineurin B-like protein 8
Exons: 9
Coding region: 137-769 (210 amino acids)
Biological process (GO): calcium-mediated signaling
Molecular function (GO): calcium ion binding; kinase binding
Source: RefSeq, a predicted model, not a curated record
CACAGUCACACACAUAAUAGUGCACAUGUCCUACUUCUUUCUCCCUCUGAAUAUCGAUCUGUGUGCAUUUGAAGGACACCACCAACUUCUCAUUUCUGAAGCACUCUUUGAAUUGAACUGAUUCUAAUUCUAUACAAUGAGCUGUUUUUGCUUGAUGAAAGGCAAACCAAAAACUAAGCAAGAACAAUCCUCCAUUCUUGCCUUGGAGACAUCAUUUACUGUGAAUGAGGUUGAGGCUUUACUUGACUUGUUUAAGAAACUAAGUAGUUCAAUUAUUGAUGAUGGCUGCAUUCACAAGGAGGAGUUCCAACUCGCACUUUUCAGAAAUAAGAGCAAGCAGAAUCUACUUGCAAGCAGGGUAUUUGAUAUGUUUGAUAUUAAGCGUAACGGAGUAAUUGAAUUUGGAGAAUUUGUUCGCUCACUAAGCAUUUUUCAUCCAAAGACAUCUGAAGAGAAGAAAAUUGAAUUUGCAUUUAAACUGUUUGACCUUGGGAAGACCGGAUACAUUGAGCAUAGCGAGUUGAAGGAGAUGGUCUUGGCUACUUUGACUGAAUCAGAAGUUACAGUUACAGAAGAUAUUGUUGAAUCCAUUGUGGAAAAGACAAUGGAGGAGGUUGACUCAAAAGGAGAUGGGAAGAUUGAUAUGGAAGAGUGGAAAGAGUAUGCAGCAAAGAAUCCUUCUCUUCUUAAGAUCAUGACUCUGCCAUAUCUAAAGGAUAUAACUAUGGCCUUUCCCAGUUUUGUUUUGCACACCGAGGUGGAAGAUUAGCAACAAACAAUUGAAGAUCAAUGCACUAGAAGGAUUAAAAUUUGCAGCUAUAGAAUAGAAUGCAUUGUAAUUGUAUAUAAUGAGUUGAAAGCAAAAUCAACCACUUCAAUAUGUACGCUUGCUUAGGCUUAGGCAAUUAUAAGUUGCCUUUGCCUACCUAACAUUAAUGGAUUCACUUAAUUGUAUGCAUGAUAUAUAUGUACUGAACCCAGUUAAGAAAAGUUGAAAUGCCAAUGAAUGAACAAAAGAACUACAUAAAUAUAAAAAAAAAAA